AUGUCUUUGUUGUCAAUACCGAGAGCGGAUUUCGGUCAGCACACCGUUCCCUCCAAAGUGCAGUUUAAACUUCACAGCAUUCGUGACAAAUGGGACACUGAGUAUGAUUUCGUCAUCAUCGGCGGUGGAUCAGCCGGUGCAGUGCUUGCCAAUCGUCUUUCCGAAGACCCACACGUUCAUGUGCUACUGUUAGAAGCUGGAGGGACGGAAAAUAUGAUCAGUGAUAUACCGCUAUCCUACUUGAACCUUCAGCAAACGCCAAUGGACUGGGCCUACAAAACAGAACCACAAAAAGCGUCUUGUUUUGGACACAAAAAUCGGCAAAGUCGCUGGCCUCGCGGUAAAGUACUCGGUGGGUCAAGUGUACUCAAUGUUAUGCUUUACGUUCGCGGAAAUCGAGCCGACUACGAUGACUGGGAACGCAAUGGAGCCUAUGGAUGGGGCUGGAAGAAUGUGUUUCCCUACUUCCUUAAAGCUGAAGACCAGACAGCUCCAGAGUACUUGCGCAGUGGAUUUCACGCGAGAGGUGGUCCGCUCACCGUUUCUAAGCAGUCAUAUUUGACACUGGUUGGACAAGCAUUUCCAAAAACUGCCGCAUAUCUUGGUUACCCAGUUCUUGAUAUCAAUGGGCCAGUGCAAACUGGUUUCACAAUUCCUCAAGGAACCACAAGGGACGGAUCUCGUUGUUCAACUUCAAAGGCAUAUCUUAAACCUGCAAGACAUCGGCCCAAUUUGCACAUUGUCACUUUUGCCCAUGUCACAAGAAUUAUUUUUGACGAGCGAAAAAGGGCUGCUGGUGUUCAAUUUGACAGAUUUUCAAUGUCAUACCUAGUUUAUGUUCGUCGAGAGGUGAUUUUAAGUGCGGGUUCAAUUGGGUCUCCGCAGCUACUAAUGUUGUCUGGUAUUGGACCGCGGAAACAUCUUAGAGAAAUUGGAGUACCUUGCAUUUCUGAUUUGCCAGUCGGUGAAAACCUGCAAGAUCACAUUUACUCAGGAGGACUUCACUUCGCCAUCGACCAUCCGACGACGUAUUCAAGUGAACGAACCUUUAAUGCCGCUAAUGUUGCCUUGUAUUUAACGACUGGAACUGGUCCACUUACAUCACUGGGAGCCGUAGAAGGGCUGGCUUUUGUGAACACCAAGUUCGCCAACAUCACCGAAGACCGUCCUGACUUUGAGAUUCACCUCUCCUCGGCGACUAUCACCUCAAAGCACGGCGAAUGGCUGCGCAAGUACACCAACGUCAACGACCGCGUGUACAGCAAGGUGUACGCGCCCUUUGAGGACACGGACUCCUUCUCCAUGAACCCGGUGAUGUUGCGCCCGAAGAGCCGAGGCUUCAUCCGGCUGCGCUCGGCCAAUCCCCAUGAGCACCCCAUCAUCGACCCGCGGUACUUCACCCACCCGGAGGACAUUCACGCCAUGGUGGAGGGCAUGAAGCUGUCCAUUGCCAUAGCGCAGACGCCGCCGAUGAAGCGCCUCGGCGCCCGCCUCUUCAAGACCAAAUUUCCCGGUUGUGAGCCGUACACCCUGCUCAGCGAUGAGUACCUCGCCUGCGUGGCGCGGACGGUGACGCAGACGAUCUACCACCCGGUGGGCACCUGCAAGAUGGGCUCCUCCUACGACCCGACCGCCGUCGUCGACCCGAAGCUGCGCGUCUACGGCGUGUACAAUCUGCGCGUGGUGGACGCCUCCGUCAUGCCGACCAUUGUCUCGGGAAACACCAACGCGCCGACGAUUAUGAUCGCGGAGAAGGCCGCAGAUAUGAUCCGACAGACGUGGACGCGAAUGUGA
Rhagoletis zephyria (snowberry fruit fly) is the source of this 1794-nucleotide messenger RNA. The record is from RefSeq and is a predicted model, not a curated record. Lineage: Eukaryota; Metazoa; Arthropoda; Insecta; Diptera; Tephritidae.